CUUUAACAGAGGUGUUGUGAUGUUCAGGUCUGCCUGUGGACCUGCAGUACCUCCCCGAGGACAAGAAGAGAGAAGAAGACCCCGACAUCAGGAAGAUGCUGCUGGAGACUCUUCUACUGCUGACAGCGACCAAAGCGGGCCGGGACAUAUUCGAGAAGAAGAGCGUUUAUCCCAUCAUGAGGGAGUUCCACAAAUGGGAGACGGAUGUCCACGUUACAGCGGCCUGUGAGAAACUUGUGGAGGUGCUGAUAGGAGACGAGCCAGAGCCGGGGAUGGAGAACCUGUUGGAGGUGGACAUUCCUGAAGAGGUGGAGGAGAAACUGACGAAGGCAGACGCCAGAGAACAGGAGGAGCUAGAGAAAGAGCAGGAGAGGAUGAAACAGGAGGAGGAAGAGGAGAAGAAAAAGAGGAGUGACACAGAGGGGUCGGAAAAAGAACAGGAGGCUGGACUGAUACGAUGAAGCUUUCAGACGUGGUUUCAUCCACUGCAUCUAUUUAAGCAACGGCUUUGUGACAUUAAGACAGUUAAGUGUUUAUUACAGAUUUAUUCAGACAUUACAGGACUUUGAGAGAGCCACUGUGAUUCAUCAUCUGCUCCACAGAGGACUUAUCACUGCUGCAGGGCUCAACUAGAAUUGAACAUGUAAAGUAAGUAAUGAUAUAAAAAAGAAGAGUGUUGGAUUUUAAAAUAAAUGUUUCUCUUGAAAGCCUUUAAAUAAUAUUGUGAGCAUGAGAGGUUAGAGCUGCAACUUACCUGACUUAUCUAUUAGUCGUUUGACAAAAAAAACGUAACGAUGGUUUUUCAAGCAAGAAUUGCCAUCUCAAAUGUGGAGAUAUCCUGUUUUUCUGUUGGGUUGUAGACUGACAACAGCUUGGGCUUUUAGAACCUAGGAUGGGUGUUUUCCAUGCUUUCUGAUAUUUAUAGUCAAAAACUAUUCAUGUAGUAAAUACUGGUAAGAAUAAAAAAUAAUAAAAGCUGUUUUUAGUUGUAGCUCCAUGAGGGA
Messenger RNA from Notothenia coriiceps (black rockcod), 1004 nucleotides. Its product is annotated as protein HGH1 homolog. The record is from RefSeq and is a predicted model, not a curated record. The transcript has 3 exons. NCBI's taxonomy places the organism in Eukaryota, Metazoa, Chordata, Actinopteri, Perciformes, Nototheniidae. Bases 96 to 461 code for a protein of 121 amino acids.